AUGCCUGGUGUUCCAUCAGGCAAGGCUUGCGAAGCAUGCCGCAAGCAGAAGAAAAAGUGCGACGAGAAACAGCCAACCUGCGGACGAUGUCUCCGCUUGAGGAUACCAUGCGUAGGCUCCGGCCAACAACGCUUUAAAUUCCAAGAAGAAAAGCGCUUCACCAAGGCAGUUCGACGAGAACAUAACAGCAUCACUUUAUCUACGACCAGUAAAUCUAAUAUCUCCUCAUCCAAUGGCACACCCUGCUCUCCCAACGGCAACCAAUUCCUAUUCAUCCACGCCAAACCAAGCAACAACACAACCCGAUUGGCAGAAUCCUUCACUCAAGCUAUUAAACGCUCCACUGAUAUCCGGUACAAUCUCGGGUGGAGCUUUGGCAUAUUUCUCGAAGACGUUCCCCGCCGAUUAGGCACUAAUGAUGCACUGGACCGCGCCGUCGAUGCGGUUACUAGUGCGCAUACGGACUUUUGUAACCGCCAGCCUGGAUCGGUGCAGGCGUUGACUAAGUACUCGGCUGCACUGCGCACGUUACGGGUUUAUCUCGAUGAUCCUGUUCAUGCACAGGAGACCAAUACACUAGCCGCGGUAAUGAUCCUGCUUAUCUGUCAGACGAUUCUGGGGCAGACAACCACCCAACAAUGGUCUGGCCAUUGUGAAGGUGCCACACAGAUUCUUAAAGCUCGGAAGAACUUUGGACCCCGCAAUGAGUUCGAAGCAAAGAUUUACAUGUCCCUACGCGGGAGUGUUCUCUUCGAAGGCCUCUUCAACCACCGCAUCCAACUAACCGAAGAAGAAUGGGAUUCCCUAAUCGUAAACGACUACGACCGCGCAAACCCAGAAGGCCGCCUCUUACAAACCCUCUCCCGAGCCCCCGGCCUAAUGCGCCGCGCAAAACACCUCCUCCGAACCACAACCGACCCUACAAACGUCCGCUCCGAACUCUGGACCCUCUACCUCGCCUGCAAACUAGACCUCGACAAACUUAAACAAGGAAGUCUCCACAAAGACCUCUCCCUCGCCUCGACCUUACCCCCCGGAACACGCCGCACCUGUCUAGAACGCCUCCUAAGCGUGCACUACGAUCGAAUCUACGGCAUCGGCCUCGUGAUAACACUUUUCUUCAACUGCAUGCUGCAAGCACUAGGCACACAUCGUGAAUCCGUCGAAGCUGACGCGUACACUUUCACCGAGGAGAUUUUGAUGUUAGCUGAGAUAUCAGAGGAUUUGAGGCCCGUCGGAUCGGGGUAUUUGAUCAUUUGCCUAACGACAGCUUGGGCGGCUAGUAGGGAUGUCCAGCAGAGGGGUAGGGUUUGGAGGUGGUUGGGGGAUUAUCAGAGGGAUUUUAAUAAUUGGGAGGUUAGGAGGUGGGAGCAGGAUUUGAGGUGGACGGCGGAGCAUUUGUGUUUGGGAGAUCCUUUGGGGUUGAAGGAGAAUGAGGAUUAUUCGGAUUAUUUGGAUUGUUGA
Penicillium subrubescens is the source of this 1464-nucleotide messenger RNA. Its product is annotated as Zn(II)2Cys6 transcription factor domain-containing protein. Gene Ontology annotation, biological process: regulation of DNA-templated transcription. The record is from RefSeq and is a predicted model, not a curated record. The transcript has 3 exons. Lineage: Eukaryota; Fungi; Ascomycota; Eurotiomycetes; Eurotiales; Aspergillaceae. Gene Ontology annotation, molecular function: DNA-binding transcription factor activity, RNA polymerase II-specific; zinc ion binding. The coding region runs from base 1 to 1464 and encodes 487 amino acids.